CUUUGCGGGCGGGAUGUCACGUUUCAUUGGCGAAACGUAUACAGUUGAAAAGAGCGGUGGUAAAUGUGAAAUCGGCGGAUAAUGCGUGUUUUGGAUGGGCUAUGACUGCUGCACUUUAUCCAGCAGAAAAAAACAGCGAUCGCACAUCCUCUUACCCGCAUUAUUCAACGAUAUUCAACUUCCAAGGCAUCAACUUCCCUAUGACGUUGGACCAGAUUGGGAAAUUUGAGAAGAUGAAUAAUCUCUCAAUCAAUGUCUAUAGCGAGAAGGAGGAAGUCAUUCUACCAGUCCGCGUGAGCAAGGAGAAGAAAGAGCGACACUUCAACUUGCUUUACAUCGAAGACGUGUCGGGAUGUGGAAUUGGACACUUCGCGUGGAUCAAGAAUUUAUCCCGGCUCGUCAACUCACAGCUCAAUUCUGAUGGGCACAAGAAAUACAUCUGUGAUCGAUGCCUUCAUUACUUCCCAACCAUUGAUAAGCUGCAGUUCCAUGAGGUGGAUUGUGGCGUUAUCAACGAUUGUGCCGUUCGACUACCAGCUGAGAACGACAAAUGGUUGGAGUUUACCAAUGCCAAUCGGAAGGAGCGUCUCCCGUUCGUGGUAUACGCCGACCUCGAAUGCAUCUUGGAGAAGACCAGCGCUGAAGAAAGGGAGAAAAAUAAGAGCCAACAUCAUCGCGUCUUCAGCGUUGGAUAUUAUGUAAAGUGCUCCUACGAUGAUUCGCUUUCGGGAUACCACGAACGCCGAGGUGAGGACUGCGUGGAAUGGUUCGUAGAAGAACUUAAACAAUUAGCUUUGCGCAGUUGGGUCCCUCGGCUCGUUCUCCACGGAGCCCAGAUUUCACCCGUCCUCCACGCCUUACGCGUGCUCCAUCUCCACAUUAAUUUGGUUCAAUACGACAAAGAAAAAGAAGGAACUCAAUACGUUCUCGGGCUCCAGCAGAAGGCUGAGCCCCCAAGAACAAAACGGAACAUAAGUCCACAGAGGCUCUACUAA
Messenger RNA from Venturia canescens, 995 nucleotides. RefSeq lists its product as uncharacterized. The record is from RefSeq and is a predicted model, not a curated record. The transcript has 3 exons. Bases 102 to 995 code for a protein of 297 amino acids. NCBI's taxonomy places the organism in Eukaryota, Metazoa, Arthropoda, Insecta, Hymenoptera, Ichneumonidae.